This is a messenger RNA of Chironomus riparius, 1590 nucleotides long. The record is from the annotation of a GenBank genome assembly. NCBI's taxonomy places the organism in Eukaryota, Metazoa, Arthropoda, Insecta, Diptera, Chironomidae.
AUGACCCAAUGGCUCAAAAUAUUCAUAAUAUCAAGCACUAUAGCCAUAAUAUCAUUAUUAGCAACAUACAUCAACACCAAUAGCUGUCAAUGUCCAUCAAAUAACACAUCUACAACAUCCAGCCAUGACUCUAACAACCAAAAUCAAGAAGAUGAAAUCCUUGCAGAAUGGACAAUUGAGUCUGAAAUGGAAAAAUAUCCACAAAUUUUCAAAGACUAUCUGCAAACCAAGCCAAAGUAUUGGUUCCAUCACACAAAAGGUCCAGAGCAUCACUACAUCUUCCAAACUGUCGAGACAGUCCUCAACAGGCUAGAUUUUCAGAAAAUAGAAAUGGAUUUGACAAAAUUUCACUUCGAUUGGGAUAUCCUCUGGUCUUAUCAAACUCAUGACAUCCUGAAACUUCCAGUCGACUGGAGUCAGUUGAAGUUUCAUCAAAAAAUCAAUCACAUACCUGGAAAUCAUGUCUUAACCUCAAAAAGCAUCCUUGGGACAACAACAGAGUCAAAAUAUGUCCCGAAAGCAUUCACAGAUGUUGAAAAAUUAAGAGAAUAUGCAGCUGUACAUCCUGAAACAAAGUUUGUCCUGAAAUGUAAAGCAAAUCGAGGAGUUCAGCUGAAGAAAGUUUCUGAAAUGAAUUUUACAGACACUGAGCAUUAUUUGGAUGACUUUGCACAGGAAUUUAUUGACAAUCCACUUUUGUUUCAUGGACACAAGUUCGAUUUUGCUGUCUAUGUAGUCAUCACUUCCAUUCAGCCACUUAGAAUCUAUUACUACACCAAGAACUUGCUUUUAAGGUUCUGUCCAAAACCAUACAGCUCAUCAGAUCCAGAUGAUACAGACAGCUACGUCGUUAGUGACACAAAAACACCAGUUUGGGAAUUUAAUGGAACUAGAAAGUAUUUUGAGAAUGGAUAUAGCACUAAGGAUGCAUUUGAAGGGUUUCUUAAGAGUGUUGGAGCUGAUGUUGUUGGAAUUUGGAAGAAGAUUGAGGAUUGCAUUAGGUCCAUUAUUAUGAUGAAGGAGAAGGAUUUCAUACAUUGGACUAAAGUAGCAGGAACUUCGAAACACAACCACUUUGAACUCAUCAGAUUUGACAUGAUCCUCGAUAACAACCUUGACCUUCAUCUAAUUGAAAUCAAUCAGCAUCCUAAUUUAUAUCCAUCAGCUAAUUUCAUCCAAAAUAAGUUUCUUUACGAGAAUCUUAUCUUCAAUUUAUUCAACCUAAUUGGAGUAGGAACGAGCUAUAGUAAAGAAAACCUGAAGAUUCCAUCGAUGGAUGUUCAGCAGAUGAUUGCAGAAGGUCAUUCAAUGAAUGUUAAUCCACAAUCAUGUUUGAGUAACAAUUGUCAAAACAGUUGUGAUGGUGACUGCAUGUUCUGUAGAAAAUGUCUAACAGCUGAUGAAGUUUUUGAUAAUUUACAAGCCUACCGGGAGCAGAUGAACCUUGGAGAUUUUAAAAGAAUUUUUCCAGCUGAACAGGAAGAUGACGAGAGUGUUGGACUUGAUCUGUGGGGCAAAGUGUCUAAAGAAAGUGUGAAACAUGCUCAUUGGUUUGGUGAAAUGUGUGAGAAAAAUCGAUAUUUUUGUUAA